Lycium ferocissimum is the source of this 471-nucleotide messenger RNA. RefSeq lists its product as uncharacterized. Gene Ontology annotation, molecular function: zinc ion binding; nucleic acid binding. NCBI's taxonomy places the organism in Eukaryota, Viridiplantae, Streptophyta, Magnoliopsida, Solanales, Solanaceae. Bases 1 to 471 code for a protein of 156 amino acids. The transcript has a single exon. The record is from RefSeq and is a predicted model, not a curated record.
AUGGAUAUUCCACAAUCUUCUAAGAAGCCUCGUAGGCAUAAAAAGAAGCAUAGAGACUUCAACAAUGGAAGGAAAAGCGUCUACAAAAAAAGAAUAGGCGCAAAAAGACCUUUAAGGAAAGAAAGGAUUUUAUCAAAAUCCAAAAACCCAAAGGCCUGUUAUAAGUGUGGCAGAGUAGGUCAUUUUUACAAAAAUUGUAAGGUUAAGGAGAAGAUUAAAGCCCUUAACAUAGAUGAUGACCUUAGAGAAUUUUUAUAUAAGAUUUUAUUAAAUUCAGAUCCAGAACCCGAGGAUGAUUCUGGUAAGGAAAGUGAUAGUUCUUCCAACCCCUCUUCAGAUGAAGAUAUUAGGGUGUUAGACGAAGAGAGUUAUAUCUCAACCGGUUCAGACGAUGAGUGUCAACCAUGCCAAUUAGGGCAACCUUGUGUCAAAGCCAAGGAAGAUGAUGAGUUUUAUAAACUUGUUUCCUAG